Molecule: messenger RNA, 1155 nt
Organism: Lathyrus sativus (Indian pea)
Lineage: Eukaryota; Viridiplantae; Streptophyta; Magnoliopsida; Fabales; Fabaceae
Source: the annotation of a GenBank genome assembly
AUGUCAAUGCUAGCACCCCCAUUUCAACUCUUGGAAAUCAACGUCAUAUCAGCACAAGACCUAUCACAAGUUUCUAAAUCAAUCAAAGCCUACGCAGUUGCAUGGCUCAAUCCAGAUUACAAGUUAACCACCCAAAUUGAUCCUCACGGCCACAACAACCCUACCUGGAACGAGAAAUUCGUUUUCCGCAUCGACGAGGAUUACCUCCAAGCCGAAGAUUCCUCCAUCAUGAUUGAAAUCUACGCUUCCUCUUGGCUGCGUGAUAUUCUCAUCGGAACCGUCGACGUUCAUCUCAACAGCCUCAUACCUCGUUCGGCUAACCGCAAAUCGAAGAUCCGUUUCGUCGCAUUACAGGUUCGUCGUCCCUCCGGUCGUCCUCAGGGAAUUCUCAACAUCGGCGUUAAUCUCGUCGACGCUACGUUGAGAAGCAUGCCGAUGUAUUCAGAACUUAGCGGUUCCGCGGUUGAGUAUUACGAUUUAACAAACCCUAAAAAAGUGAAUCAAAUGGAAAACAAUAAUUAUGAUGCUAAGCUUAUUAUGACGCUUCAACGAUCGCAGAGCGAGAAAAAUGAUUCGACGAUUAGUGAUUAUAUUUAUAAUCCUGACGGAAAAAACGGUUACGGUGAUGAAUCUGAAUCGGAAAUCGGUGUUCCGAAUCCGACUGGGAGGAAAGGUGUGAUCGUGAAUGCAAACGGAUCAUUAUGCUCUGACGUUGGACCUUCUCCGUCGGUUGUCGCAGCGGCCAUAGCAAAAGGACUAUAUCCAUUGCCAUUGCAGAUGCCGCGUAAGACAAUGAAUUCAACUUCAAUGUUUGAGAAAUGGCCGCAGGAGAAAGAGAUUGGCGGGGAACGCCUGAAUAUGAAGAUGGAUCGGUGGAGAACGCUAGAGCUGCCUCCGCCUGUGUAUGCUCAUUCGGGGGAGAAUAAUAAUAGCUUCGAACAGAAUAAGGCGGGGAAACCAACGGCAAAAGGGAAACGUAAGAAUCAAAGAUCAAGGCGAAAUGGACCAUUUUCGUGCUUUGGAACAGCUUUAGGGUGUGAGAUUUCGAUAACUUGUGGCGGGGGUAACAGUAAGAAGAGGUCUGGGGGUGGCAAUAAGCCUCGAGCUAUUACAGAAUCUGAACUUACUUAUGAUGAAUCCUCAUAUAUGGGAUGA